This is a messenger RNA of Strongylus vulgaris, 447 nucleotides long. The record is from the annotation of a GenBank genome assembly. Lineage: Eukaryota; Metazoa; Nematoda; Chromadorea; Rhabditida; Strongylidae.
AUGACGGCUGCUUCGAAAGUGUUCGAUUUAACGGACCUACUAGAUAGACGACACAUUGGCAUACUUAUAGGGAAGAAUGGCUUUAAUUUGAAAAGAAUUCAGAACAAAACCAAGGCGAUUCUACAGAUGGAAAGAAAAGAAGGAGAUAAAACAAUCAAAUUAUGCAUAACUGGUCUCCCUUUAGCUGUAGAGGCCGCACGAAUUGAGAUACAUGAACUUCUUUUGCAGAUACUUCGAAAAAAUGGACAUCGAAUAGAAAAUAUCAAAAGCAUAAGUGGUGCGCAGCUUGAUCUCGGAUGGGAUGAAAAUGGCUUCACAUCGUUAAAGAUCUACGGUGAUUACCGCAGAAUUGUCCUCGCCACAAAUAUGGUAAAAGAACGUUUAGACACGUUCAGCCCAACCGUUCGAAACACGGCCGUCCUAAACAAGAAGACCAACGAAAAUUAA